Messenger RNA from Hippoglossus stenolepis (Pacific halibut), 889 nucleotides. RefSeq names its product cytidine deaminase b (gene cdab). The record is from RefSeq and is a predicted model, not a curated record. Gene Ontology annotation, molecular function: cytidine deaminase activity; zinc ion binding. NCBI's taxonomy places the organism in Eukaryota, Metazoa, Chordata, Actinopteri, Pleuronectiformes, Pleuronectidae. Bases 37 to 549 code for a protein of 170 amino acids. The transcript is spliced from 4 exons. Gene Ontology annotation, cellular component: cytosol.
AGCUGAGCAACAACAGACUCAUUCACCGAGUCAGCCAUGGAACAGGCAAGGAUGGACAAAGUGAAGUUCAGCGUGGAAGUGAUGCACAUCAAAGACCAGGGCUCCAGACACUUGUCCCCGGAAACAAUCAAGAGGCUGAUCCACCAGUCCCAGGAGGCGAAGAAACAAGCCUACUGUCCAUACAGCAAAUUCAGAGUGGGGGCCGCUCUCCUGACCCUCGACAACCGUGUGUUCACAGGUUGCAAUGUGGAGAAUGCUUGCUACAACUUGGGGGUGUGUGCCGAAAGGAAUGCCAUGUCAAAGGCGGUGUCGGAAGGCUACAGAUCAUUCAAAGCCAUUGCGGUCGCCAGUGAUCUGAACGACCAGUUCAUCUCGCCCUGUGGCGGCUGCAGGCAGUUCAUGAGAGAGUUUGGAGCUAAUUGGGACGUGUACCUGUCAAAGCCGGACGGCUCGUGCCUGAAGAUGACUGUGGACGAGCUGCUGCCUUUGUCCUUCGGCCCCGAGGACCUGUCCAUGAAGAAAGUGAUUGACAUUCCCAAUGAGUACUGAGCCUUUAUGUUGUAGCCAAACAAACGAUCUUUGAAGGAUCAUGCCAUGGUGCUGCAUGGAACGCACAUGCUUUACAUGUGUUCAUGUUAGAAAUUAGCUAUAUUUAUGGUCAAUGUUGUCUAUUAUUAGCUAAUUGUAAACACAUUUAAAUUUAGUCUUUGUAUACUGUAGCAAAAAAAUUCAAGUCAUUCAUUUACCUACAUUAACACGUUGAGAGCUGUAUUGUUGUAGAUAUACAAAAUAUAUUUAUUAGUUAGAAAAAAGCCUGAAGGGAAAAGACAAAUAUCAACGCAGGUCAAACUCAUCCACAUAUUUUAAUAAAUAAACUGUUUUAAAAGGA